Messenger RNA from Mastomys coucha (southern multimammate mouse), 5702 nucleotides. It is a transcript of the gene Asap2, whose product is annotated as ArfGAP with SH3 domain, ankyrin repeat and PH domain 2. The transcript has 29 exons. NCBI's taxonomy places the organism in Eukaryota, Metazoa, Chordata, Mammalia, Rodentia, Muridae. Gene Ontology annotation, molecular function: protein binding; GTPase activator activity. Gene Ontology annotation, cellular component: cytoplasm. Gene Ontology annotation, biological process: positive regulation of GTPase activity. Bases 306 to 3314 code for a protein of 1002 amino acids. The record is from RefSeq and is a predicted model, not a curated record.
CGCGGGAGGCGUCGGGGCCAGCGGCUGGGUGGCGGGCAGUUCCCGCCGGCUGUGCGCGCCCGCGUCAGGGCUCGCUCGGAGAGGACGCGGCGGCGGCGGCGGCUCCCGGUGCACAGCGGGCAGAGCUGCGGACUGCGCGCUCCCCUGCUCCCACCGGGCGUCCCGCGGUGGCUCCCGCGCCCUGCGGCGGCUCCCGCGCCCCGCGCUCCCCUUUGUCCGCGGCCCCGAGCGGCGGCGGCGGCGGGGUCGGAGCCCGCGCCCUGGGCGACUGAGGCGGCGGCGGUCCGCGCCGGGGCGCCGCGGCGAUGCCGGACCAGAUCUCCGUGUCGGAAUUCGUGGCCGAGACCCAUGAGGACUACAAGGCGCCCACGGCCUCUAGCUUCACCACGCGCACGGCCCAGUGCCGGAACACCGUGGCGGCCAUCGAGGAGGCUUUGGACGUGGACCGGAUGGUUCUCUACAAAAUGAAGAAAUCUGUGAAGGCAAUCAAUAUCUCUGGGCUGGCACACGUGGAGAACGAGGAACAGUACACCCAGGCUCUGGAGAAGUUCGGUGGCAACUGUGUAUGCAGAGAUGACCCAGACUUAGGAAGCGCAUUUCUGAAGUUCUCUGUGUUCACGAAGGAGUUGACGGCACUCUUCAAAAACCUGAUUCAGAAUAUGAACAACAUCAUCUCGUUCCCUUUGGACAGUUUGCUGAAAGGAGAUCUGAAAGGAGUUAAAGGGGAUCUGAAAAAGCCCUUUGAUAAAGCUUGGAAGGACUAUGAAACUAAAAUAACCAAAAUAGAAAAGGAGAAAAAGGAACAUGCCAAGCUCCAUGGGAUGAUUCGAACUGAAAUAAGCGGGGCUGAGAUUGCAGAGGAGAUGGAGAAGGAAAGACGCUUCUUCCAGCUGCAGAUGUGUGAGUACCUGCUGAAGGUCAAUGAAAUCAAGGUGAAAAAGGGAGUGGAUUUGCUUCAGAAUCUGAUCAAGUACUUCCACGCCCAGUGCAAUUUUUUCCAGGAUGGACUGAAAGCAGUAGAAAGCCUCAAGCCUUCCAUCGAGACGCUCUCCACGGACCUCCACACCAUCAAACAGGCCCAGGAUGAGGAACGACGACAGCUGAUACAACUUCGAGAUAUUUUGAAAUCAGCAUUGCAGGUGGAACAGAAAGAGUCUAGGAGAGACUCACAACUUCGCCAAAGUACAGCCUACAGCUUACAUCAACCUCAGGGAAACAAGGAACACGGAACGGAGCGGAACGGGAACCUCUACAAGAAGAGCGAUGGGAUCCGGAAAGUGUGGCAGAAGAGGAAGUGUUCCGUUAAAAAUGGCUUCCUCACCAUAUCCCAUGGCACUGCCAACCGGCCACCUGCCAAGCUCAACCUGCUAACCUGCCAGGUGAAGACCAAUCCUGAGGAGAAGUGUUUUGACCUCAUAUCACAUGACAGGACGUACCACUUCCAAGCGGAAGAUGAACAAGAAUGUCAGAUAUGGAUGUCUGUGCUGCAGAACAGCAAGGAAGAAGCUCUGAACAAUGCGUUUAAGGGUGAUGACAACACCGGAGAAAAUAACAUCGUCCAAGAGCUGACCAAGGAGAUCAUCUCGGAGGUGCAGAGGAUGACGGGCAAUGACGUGUGCUGCGACUGUGGGGCACCAGAUCCGACAUGGCUCUCUACCAACCUGGGCAUCCUGACUUGCAUCGAGUGCUCUGGGAUCCACCGGGAACUGGGGGUUCAUUACUCCAGGAUGCAAUCUCUGACUUUAGAUGUAUUGGGAACAUCUGAGCUUCUGCUUGCCAAGAAUAUCGGGAAUGCGGGCUUUAAUGAAAUCAUGGAGUGUUGCCUACCAUCUGAGGACCCAGUCAAGCCCAACCCAGGCAGUGACAUGAUUGCAAGGAAGGACUACAUCACAGCCAAGUACAUGGAGAGGAGAUACGCACGAAAAAAGCAUGCAGACACCACGGCGAAGCUCCACAGCCUCUGCGAAGCCGUCAAGACCAGAGACAUUUUUGGGUUACUCCAAGCUUAUGCUGAUGGUGUGGACCUGACAGAGAAAAUCCCACUGGCCAAUGGGCAUGAGCCAGAUGAGACAGCCCUCCAUCUUGCAGUCAGAUCUGUGGACCGGACUUCCCUUCACAUUGUAGACUUCCUGGUCCAGAACAGUGGGAACCUGGAUAAGCAGACUGGCAAGGGCAGCACGGCGCUGCACUACUGCUGCCUGACGGACAAUGCCGAGUGCCUGAAGCUCCUCCUGCGAGGGAAGGCCUCUAUAGAGAUAGCCAAUGAAUCAGGAGAGACCCCUUUGGACAUCGCCAAGCGGCUCAAGCAUGAGCACUGUGAGGAACUGCUCACUCAGGCAUUGUCAGGGCGGUUUAACUCCCACGUUCACGUCGAGUACGAAUGGCGCCUACUACACGAGGACCUGGAUGAGAGCGACGACGAUGUGGAUGAGAAGCUACAGCCCAGUCCCAACCGACGGGAGGACCGGCCUGUCAGCUUCUACCAGCUGGGGUCCAGCCAGUUUCAGCCCAAUGCUGUGUCUUUGGCCAGAGAUACUGCAAACCUCACCAAGGACAAGCAGAGGGGCUUCGGGCCCAGCAUCUUGCAGAAUGAGACCUAUGGAGCCAUCCUGAGUGGCAGCCCGCCCUCCUCCCAGUCAGUACCCCCCAGCACCACCAGUGCACCCCCACUCCCACCUCGGAAUGUUGGCAAAGUUCAGACAGCCACCUCAGCUAACACCCUGUGGAAGACAAACUCUGUAGGUGUGGACGGUAUCAGCAGGCAGCGAUCUUCGUCAGAUCUGCCAGCUGUCCACCCACCGCUGCCCCCUCUUCGAGUGACAUCUACCAAUCCCCUGACCACCACACCACCUCCUCCUGUGGCUAAGACAUCAGGAACUCUAGAAGCCAUGAACCAGCCAAGCAAGUCCUCCCAACCCGGAACCUCUCAGAGCAAGCCCCCGCCCCUGCCACCCCAGCCACCCAGCCGCCUGCCUCAGAAGAAGCCAGCUUCUGGGACCGACAAGCCAACCCCGCUGAUCAACAAAGGACAGCCAAGAGGACCUGAAGCUUCGGGUCCUCUGUCCAAUGCUGUGGCCCUGCAGCCCCCAGCACCCAUGCCUAGGAAGUCACAGGCAACCAAGUCAAAGCCCAAGCGAGUUAAAGCGCUCUACAACUGCGUGGCUGACAAUCCGGACGAGCUGACUUUCUCUGAGGGCGAUGUGAUCAUUGUGGAUGGGGAAGAGGAUCAGGAGUGGUGGAUUGGCCACAUCGAUGGAGAGCCCAGCCGCAAAGGAGCGUUUCCUGUAUCAUUCGUGCACUUUAUUGCUGACUAAACUGCCACUGAACAAAAAACCUUUGUUAAACCGUUAUGUUCCGUUUUGUUACUGGUACCAAGGCUAGCCAUAGCCAGUCUCUCGGACCUUGUUGUACGACAGCCCAUCUUUUCGUGAUACUGUUUCAGUCUGAAAACUCAGAGGCCAGUUUUAUAUAUAAGCAGGUUGUUGUUUUAUAAGUUAUGGUUUUCACGAAACAUUGUUAUACUUUUACUAGGAAAAGUGGAAUUUCCUUCAGAGGGGGUGGGGGGAUGAGAAGUUAUUUAACUGUAUACCCAGGAUCCUCUAUUUCCAGGAGUAGCUGAGCCUAAAAACAGCUUAAACAAAUUUGGGGGAUUCUUACAGUUUUCCUUAGCCCAAUUCUGACAUUGGUUAUCUUGUUUAGCACAGUCGGUUUAGCAAGCCAGCACCAUACUGCUUCCGAGUCUGUCAUCCUACCCUGGAUUUUGUCCACAAAUGCCAUCCGUUUUUAAAGACAUGUAUUCCUUUGAAACUCAGCCAGUGUAUGUUUAAAGCAACUUGACAAUGUAUGCGUAUGUUAGCCUCCAGACCCUGCCCGUGAGGUGGCAGCUGCCAUGAUCUCCUGCAUGUUUGUACAACCUGUUGUUGUGAACAAUCAUACCUAGUGUACUCCUGAUGGGUUAUUACAACAUAGCUAACAGCAGUCUGUUUUGCACCAGGUAUUUUUAAACUGCAGUUCCUGAAUUUGGUUAAAAACUAAGGAUGAUGGAUUGCAAAGCAGCCCUAUAAACUAGCUUGUAUGCCUGGGUGUUUUAGGAUUUGCCUCAUUCAGCGCCCCCCAUCACACAGGAGUAGAAUACGUGGUGCAGGCUGUGUCCUGGUGCACACUCCUGCCUUCUCCCAGCUCCCGAGGACACCCACUCAACUUAGUUCUUGUCUUUAAUAGGAUUCUCCAAAAGGAAUGGUAGCUACACUGUCUUGAGAUUUAGCCUAUCCAAUUGUUUGUAUUCAAGAGCAAUCAGAAAUCUGUAGAUCUUGGGGAGCCCAGUACCCCCAAACGUCCCAGUUACACUCUGUAAGCCCAUCACAUCACUCCUAAACUUAUGCUAUGUGGGGUGGGGGAGGGGAACUAGGUUGUAUAUGAUAAAAAUCAAAACUCAUUAGUUUCAUGAACUUGACUGUCAUACCUCUACUUAAUAACGGUAAGCAUAGAUAAGAGUCACAGUUGGGAUAUGGGAAAUGAAAGAGGCAAGCAUAGGGCUUGAACGAAAGCUGGAGUUUGAGCAAAAGGAAUAGAUUGAGGAUUAAGCUUGACAGUGAGGCAAUGUUGCUGCGGGAAGUGGUGCACUUGAUCGAAGUAACCCCUUCUUUACUCUCUUUGUGCAAGGCUCUUACACACUCGGAGCUUCCCUUUCUUUGUUUCUUUCAAGGAAAACAGGACAAACUGGAAUGUCUUAUGAUGCUAUAUAGAUUGCUUCCUGUCUUUCAGAUUCUGGGCAAAACCGUGUUAGAUCUGAAAUUAAAGUCUCUCUCUCUCUCUCUCUCUCUCUCUCUCUCUCUUCCCCCCAGCCCCCUCUCUCUUUCCCAGCACUGCAUCUGUUUUUCACUACUUGUUAACUUCUGUCCUUUGAGCCCUUCUCCUAGUCACUUUUCUCAUAGACUUAAGAACUUGAACAGAUGCAUUUUGCACGUUGCACUUCCCAAUACCUUUUACAGUGCCUCCCCCAUCCCCACCCCCCACCGCAUCUGUAUCAUCAUCGGUCUUUAGUGACCUGGUGCCAGCUCUCUGAGGGAUCUAGUUGAUUUAUGUCAACAGUUUAACUCCAGUCCCAAGCUAAUCUAUCAGGUUCACUGGUACAUAAAUACCUAGGAAAUAUUUUUCCACUCUCUAAUUUGGUGGCACUAUUGUGCGGUAAUGGAUAGUACUUUUUACCAGAAGAGAAAUUCUAUUGACUUCCCUCCUAAUUGUCCUUCCUGUUACUUCCUCUUUGCAAAUUGAAAAGAGAAAGCAACUGAGAGGAAAACAUUGUAGAUAUCUAUUUAUAUUUAAAGUUUACAUUUCAUGAGAGUCAGCUGUGGAAUUCGGGCUUCUUUUAAUUUUUUUUUUUUUUUUUUUUUUUUUGCCGCUUUCCAUCAGGUCUGACUUGGAGGGAAGGUGAGUCAGAAGUAGGGUGCACAGACUAAUGUGAUCUAUUGAGGGUGGAGAAUGACCUGCAGCCUAGAAUGCUAUUUUGAGAUGUAUGAUAUUCAAUUCAUUCACUUGAUUACUUUGGUCUAGUUGCAGCGCAACUGUAUAUAGUGUAUAACCUAAACGGAUUAUUUUCAUUGUCCUUAAUGCAGUGAUUUAUAAUUAGAGCAUGUUUAAUAAAUUGACUUCCUGUUAACCAGUCAUUUGACUGGGAAAAAAAUAAAGUACUUUUAAAUGGA